GUCAAGUAGAGCAGCAACAACUAAGUUUCGGUGAAAAGACUACUUGCUAACCAAGUAUAAAAAUCAAAAACGUCUUAAGUAAUGCAGCAGUUGUCUAACAUCAAUUUUUAAAGGUCCCUGGCCCUUGGACAGCAGUACUCAUCUCUAGGUUCCCAGCCCAUCCUGUGUGGCUCUAUUCCCGGUCUUGUGCCCAAGCAGCUGCGUUUCUGCCGUAACUACAUAGAGAUCAUGCCUAGUGUUGCGGAAGGUGUCAAACUGGGCAUCCAGGAGUGCCAACAUCAGUUCAGGGGUCGCCGAUGGAACUGUACAACUAUCAAGGACAAUCUGGCAAUCUUUGGUCCUGUGCUGGAUAAAGCAACCAGAGAGUCAGCGUUCGUCCACGCUAUAGCUUCUGCAGGCGUAGCAUUUGCAGUGACUCGCUCCUGUGCUGAGGGCACAUCCACCAUGUGCGGCUGUGAUUCUCACCACAAAGGGCCUCCAGGAGAGGGCUGGAAGUGGGGCGGCUGCAGUGAAGAUGCAGAGUUCGGAGUGCUGGUGUCCAGGGAGUUCGCAGAUGCCAGGGAGAAUCGUCCAGACGCUCGCUCGGCAAUGAACCGACACAACAAUGAGGCUGGACGCACGACCAUUCUGGACCACAUGCAUCUGCGCUGUAAAUGCCACGGCCUGUCAGGAAGCUGCGAGGUGAAGACAUGCUGGUGGGCACAGCCAGACUUCCGCAUCCUCGGCGACUACCUGAAGGACAAGUACGACAGCGCCUCAGAGAUGGUAGUGGAGAAGCAUAGAGAGUCCCGAGGCUGGGUGGAGACCCUGCGAGUGAAAUACAACUUCUUCAAGCACCCCACCGAGCGAGACCUGGUCUACUACGAGGGCUCGCCGAACUUCUGUGAACCCAACCCCGAGACCGGCUCGUUCGGGACACGCGACCGAGUAUGCAACGUGUCGUCGCACGGCAUCGAGGGCUGCGACCUGCUGUGCUGCGGCCGCGGCCACAACACCCGGACUGAGAAACGCAAGGAGAAGUGUCACUGCAUCUUCCACUGGUGCUGCUACGUCAGCUGUCAGGAGUGCGUGCGCGUUUAUGACGUGCACACGUGUAAGUGA
Molecule: messenger RNA, 1101 nt
Organism: Cheilinus undulatus (humphead wrasse)
Lineage: Eukaryota; Metazoa; Chordata; Actinopteri; Labriformes; Labridae
Gene: wnt3
Product: wingless-type MMTV integration site family, member 3
Exons: 4
Coding region: 229-1101 (290 amino acids)
Biological process (GO): canonical Wnt signaling pathway; neuron differentiation; cell fate commitment
Cellular component (GO): extracellular region
Molecular function (GO): frizzled binding; cytokine activity
Source: RefSeq, a predicted model, not a curated record